CUGACCAAAAAAACCUGACGUAACUUGACACAAAUCAAACAGUUAAUAUUUUCAUUUUAUUUUUUAAUAUUUAUCGCCCUUGGGGCUACUGCCAAUUCAUUGGAUCUGAACAUGAUCCAGGCCAUUCAGAUAAAAUUAAAAGUGAUUGGGUAGAUAUAGAAUUAUAGUGAUUAGAUUCUAUACCAAGUGAUAUAAGUCAGGUUAAAUGUGAAAGUAUUAGUGUGUAAUUUAAUAAAAAAUUGAUAUUAACAUUAAAUCAUGAUAAGCUUUAUGUCUUGUGGUCGUAUUUUUGGCAUCACCAAUAGAAAUAAGAAGAUUUUAACAAGAAGGACUUAUUCAACUUGUCAAAGGAUAUUUGCUCAUCAGAAUAUUUUUCCUGAUUAUAGACCAUCGUUAACAGUUGCUGGAAUUAGGUGUUGUAGUGGAAAUUCUAUUGACCGAGCCCAAACGAAAAAAAAUGUUCCUCAAGCAAAACCUGUUAUUACUCCAGUCAAAAACCCUCUCAUUGUUGAUGGAGUCACUGGAGGCAAACCAGGUCAACAAAAACGCAAUUGUUUUCAUCCUGGAGCAUCAAGUUUAAAUCGUGAAGAUUUAAAUUUCCAUGACAGUUCAUCCGUAACCAAUUCCGAAAUGAUAAAGGCUAUGCUAAGUUAUAUAUGGCCAAAAGAAGAACCUGAGAUACGGAAAAGAGUAAAACUUGCUGUUGGAUUAUUAGUUGGAUCAAAAGUGUUGAAUGUCACUGUACCAUUUUUAUUUAAGCAUGCAAUUGACCAUUUAAAUUCUGCUAGUGUUGCUGCUGGAGGUGAACCAUUGCUAGCCAUGAGUACUGCACCUGAAACAAUCACUACUGUAGGAACAUCACUGCUGAUAGGAUAUGGAAUAGCUCGUUGUGGUGCAGCAGGAUUCAACGAGUUAAGAAAUGCAGUAUUUGCAAAGGUUGCGCAAAAUUCAAUUCGUAAAAUUGCAAAAAAUGUUUUCCUACACCUCCACAACUUAGAUCUUAGCUUUCAUCUGAGCAGGCAGACUGGAGCUCUUUCGAAGAUGAUUGACCGAGGAAGUCGUGGUAUUAACUUUGUUCUAACAGCCAUGGUCUUUAACGUUGUUCCCACAAUAUUUGAGUUGGCACUGGUUAGCACUGUCUUGGGAAUCAAUUGUGGUCCAGAGUAUGCAGCUGUGGCUUUCGGAUGUGUAGGAGUUUAUGCAGCUUUUACGCUUGCGGUUACCCAGUGGAGAACAAAGUUUCGUGUUUACAUGAAUAAAGCAGAAAAUGAAGCUGGUAACAAAGCUGUUGAUUCACUUAUAAAUUAUGAAACAGUCAAGUAUUUUAAUAACGAGAAAUUCGAAGCUGAACGAUAUGACGAAUCAUUGAAAAAAUAUGAAGCCGCUUCAUUGAAGACAAGUACCAGUUUGGCAAUGCUUAAUUUUGGCCAAAAUAUUAUAUUCAGUGGUGCUUUGAGUUUAAUCAUGCUGAUGGCAGCAAAAAAUAUAGCCAGUGGAACAAUGACUGUUGGAGAUUUGGUGAUGGUAAAUGGAUUACUUUUCCAACUAUCAGUGCCAUUAGGAUUCUUAGGAUCUGUUUAUCGAGAAGUCAGACAAGCUCUGAUUGAUAUGCAGACAAUGUUUUCUUUAAUGAAUCGACCUCCUGCUAUUUCGAGUAUACAAAAUGCUGUGCCGUUAAUGAUUUCUCCAGCCAAAUCUGAUAUUAUGUUCGAUAGAGUUCACUUUCAUUAUAUUCCAGGAAAAACUAUUCUAGAUGACUUAUCACUUAAAAUACCCAGUGGGAAGAAAAUAGCAAUUGUAGGCGGAUCAGGAUCAGGGAAGACUACAAUAAUUAGAUUAUUGUACAGAUUUUUUGAACCACAAAGUGGAAGAGUUAUUAUCAAUGGUCAAAAUAUUCGUAAUGUAAAUUUAGAUGACUUAAGACGUGCAAUAGCAAUUGUUCCUCAGGAUUCUGUUUUAUUUCAUGAAACGAUAUUCUAUAAUUUACAUUAUGGAAACUUGAAUAGAUCUAAAGAGGAUGUUUAUGAAGCAGCACGAAUGGCAAACAUUCACGAUGCUAUUCUCAAAUGGCCUAAAGGCUACGACACGCCAGUUGGAGAAAGAGGAUUAAAAUUAAGUGGUGGAGAAAAGCAAAGGGUGGCAAUAGCUCGAGCAAUUUUAAAAAACAGUCCUAUCUUGAUAUUUGACGAAGCUACGUCAGCUUUAGACUCCAUCACGGAAAUGAAUAUCUUGGAUGCACUUCGUCAAGCAACAAUGGGGAGAACUUCUAUCGUGAUUGCUCAUCGUUUUUCGACAGUGCUAGACGCUGAUGAGAUUUUAGUUUUAGAUAAAGGACGUUUGGUUGAAAGUGGAACGCAUGAUGAAUUAUUGAAAAAAGAAAAUUCAGUUUACAAUAAAUUAUGGGAAGCUCAGCAUGUAGGAGUUAUAAAAAAUAAAAAAGAAAAUAUUACGGAAUCAAGUCAAUAAAUUAAAUUAUUUAUUCGCAUUUCUUUUAUGAUUCCGACAUUUGUGUAAAUAUGUUUAUAAAAAUAAUAAUAAUAUUUAUGAUCUUAUGAAUAAUAUAAAUAAAUAAAUCUAUUGUAAAAAUAUAAAA
This is a messenger RNA of Chelonus insularis, 2593 nucleotides long. It is a transcript of the gene ABCB7, whose product is annotated as ATP binding cassette subfamily B member 7. Lineage: Eukaryota; Metazoa; Arthropoda; Insecta; Hymenoptera; Braconidae. The coding region runs from base 259 to 2466 and encodes 735 amino acids. The transcript is spliced from 11 exons. Gene Ontology annotation, cellular component: mitochondrial inner membrane. Gene Ontology annotation, molecular function: ATP hydrolysis activity; ATP binding; ABC-type transporter activity. Gene Ontology annotation, biological process: intracellular iron ion homeostasis; transmembrane transport. The record is from RefSeq and is a predicted model, not a curated record.